UCCAAAACGAGCCCUACAUAAUUUCAAUAAUCCAUGAAAGAGUUGAAAUAACAGUGGAAAGAAUGAAGUAAUGUAAAUUGGCGGGAGCGAGCACCAACAUCCCUCCAAUUAGGCACUCACAAUCAUCAAUCAUUGCAUAUCUUAUUGAUUUUCCUCUUCAUAUUACCCAAGUUGUUCUUCAGCCGCAUUCUCUGUGUGUUUCUGUCUCUCUGUCUCCACCUUCUCCUUCUUCAGCUGAAUUAGAGUGAAAUAAAUAAAUAAAAAAAUAGCUCUGAUUUGAACUGUAGUUUUGCAAUCAUCAUUUGGGUUUUUUGUUGUUAUUUUCUCAACGCUGUUUUAGCUCUAGUUUCUACCAUUUGUAUGCGCAAUGAGAUUUCUGGGGUCAGCCAACAUGAAGCUUUUGUGGGUUGUGGGGUUUAUGGGGUUACUGUUUUGCAGAAGAACAGAUGGAACUUUUAUUAGGGAAGUGAAUGUCACCCAGGAACAAGACCUGCAUUAUACAGAGAGUAAUGUGUAUGGCUAUGCAGCUUAUGGUUAUGGGGUUUUCACCAGACCCUUGAUGGUGGGUCUCACUCUCAUCAAUGGAGCUGCUGCCAAAGGAGCAGUCUGCUUAGAUGGAACAUUACCUGCUUACCACAUCCACCGCGGAUACGGGUCAGGAGCAAACAGUUGGCUCAUCCAGUUGGAGGGAGGAGGAUGGUGUGAUACAAUCAGAAAUUGUGUCUAUCGUAAGAAAACUCGUCGUGGUUCAUCAGCAUAUAUGGAGAAGCAGAUACCGUUUUCCGGGAUAUUGAGCAACAAGGCUGGAGAAAACCCUGACUUUUACAACUGGAACAGAGUUAAGGUUCGAUAUUGUGAUGGUGCAUCUUUCAGCGGUGACAGUCAAAAUGAGGCUGCCCAAUUGCAUUUUCGAGGGCAACGUAUCUGGAAAGCUGCUAUGGAAGACUUGAUGUCAAAGGGAAUGCGCUACGCUAAUCAGGCUCUUCUUUCUGGAUGUUCUGCUGGUGGUGUUGCAACUGUACUCCACUGCGAUGGAUUUCGUGGAAUGUUUCCCGCAACUACUAAAGUCAAGUGCCUCAGCGAUGGUGGAUUGUUUCUUGACGCAAUUGAUGUAUCUGGUAGGCGCACUUUGAGAAGUAUGUUUAGAAGAGUGGUUAGCCUACAGGGGGUGCAAAAGAAUCUCCCACGGAGUUGUACCAUUCGCCUCAACCCGACUUUGUGCUUUUUCCCCCAGCACUUAAUUGCAACUGUCAAGACUCCCCUUUUUCUGGUCAAUGCAGCUUAUGAUACAUGGCAGAUCCAGGCCAGUUUAGCUCCACGAACAGCAGACCCUAAUGGCCAUUGGCAUGCAUGCACAAACAAUAAUGCAAAUUGUGCUGCAUGGCAAAUUAAGUUUUUGCAAGGUUUCCGGAAUCAGAUGCUCAAAGCUGUAAGCGGAUUCUCGAGGGCCGGUAAAAAUGGUUUGUUCAUAAAUUCUUGCUUUUCUCAUUGCCAGACCGAGAGACAAGACACCUGGUUUUCUCAAAAUCCUCCCCUUAUUGGAAAUAAGGGGAUAGCAAAAUCAGUCGGAAACUGGUAUUUCGAUCGGUAUAGUAUCAGAGCUAUUGAUUGUCCGUACCCUUGUGACAAGACCUGCCAUAAUCUGGUGUUUAAGUGAAUUUCUGUAUUUCAUCCCUAUUUAUGUCUUCUCUCCCCAAUUUAUAUAGCCAAGGGCAUGUAAUGUAACAUGUACCGUUUGAAAUGAGUCAUUGCUGUGAAGCUCGAAGAGCGAUCAGCAUGUCCA
This is a messenger RNA of Pyrus x bretschneideri (Chinese white pear), 1783 nucleotides long. Its product is annotated as pectin acetylesterase 10. Gene Ontology annotation, molecular function: pectin acetylesterase activity. The record is from RefSeq and is a predicted model, not a curated record. The transcript has 12 exons. Gene Ontology annotation, cellular component: plant-type cell wall. Gene Ontology annotation, biological process: cell wall organization. Lineage: Eukaryota; Viridiplantae; Streptophyta; Magnoliopsida; Rosales; Rosaceae. The coding region runs from base 368 to 1657 and encodes 429 amino acids.